AUGCCACAGCCCACCGACGCUGGUCGCAUGCAUAUGUCUUCAUUGUCUUCGUCGUCCUCGAUAUCUGACGCCGAAACCGAGCGCAGAACCCGUGCCGAUCGCCCGCGCAUCGCCAGCCGCAAACCUUCCGCUUCCAUUCUUGUCCCGCGCGACCACCCAGAGAUUGAAAUCGAAGAAGAGGAGUUUCCCCCAGACGACGCCCGUGCCAUGAGUCCCAGACGUAACUCGGCCGACCUUGAGCGGCUGGGCAAGGAGGCCCGCCAGACAUUGCAGGAACAAGCAAAAGCUCUGCAGUCAUCCCUCCAAGCCCUCGCCGAACGCAUCGAGGCCGUCAAAUCGGAUCACGAUAAACUUGAGAGCGAGAACAAGAUGCUUCAGGACUACAUUGGCGGUCUAACCCGCAACAUGACCAAGACCGAAUUGACUCGCGCCGGUACCAAGGGGAGAAAGUCCCAGAAAUAG
Penicilliopsis zonata CBS 506.65 is the source of this 462-nucleotide messenger RNA. RefSeq lists its product as hypothetical. NCBI's taxonomy places the organism in Eukaryota, Fungi, Ascomycota, Eurotiomycetes, Eurotiales, Aspergillaceae. The coding region runs from base 1 to 462 and encodes 153 amino acids. The transcript is spliced from 2 exons. Gene Ontology annotation, cellular component: trans-Golgi network. The record is from RefSeq and is a predicted model, not a curated record.